Bursaphelenchus okinawaensis is the source of this 1008-nucleotide messenger RNA. The record is from the annotation of a GenBank genome assembly. NCBI's taxonomy places the organism in Eukaryota, Metazoa, Nematoda, Chromadorea, Rhabditida, Aphelenchoididae.
AUGUUUCCUAGUAAGUCCAAUUUUUAAAAAAUAUGUUUUUUAUUUAGUGUUAAACAAAAUCGAAUACAAGAACAGAAAAUUGUUUCUUGAUGCGUUAUCAGAUACCAGUAGGCCAUUAAUAACCGUCGCAAACCAUCGUUGCAAUAUUGAUGAUCCUUUGCUGUGGAGUAAGUCGGUUUAACUAACAUAAAAAAACGUAUAUAUAAUAGUUUUGAUGGCUUAACAGUUCUAGCUAGCUAUGUAUUCAUAGCUUUUUAAAAAUAUUUACGGUUGUUUUAUAGUUUUUUUUAUUUCAGCUGCAUUAACUCCUUCUGAGUUCUUCAAGCAUAUUGACAGAUGGAGAUAUAUUUUAGCAGCUCAUAACAUUUGUUUCACUAAGCAAUGGCAUACAACGUAAGAUCUUACCCAGAGCAUUUUAUAUUACUGUAGUAUGUUCUCUUUAGGACGAUGUGUGCCUUGCGUACGUGGAGCUGGGGUUUUUCAAGCUGGUGUUGAUGAAUGCAUUGAUCAAAUGAAUAACAACGCUUGGAUUCAUGUUUUUCCUGAAGGUAGAGUAACUCAAACACCUAUUAGGAUUAAAUGGGGCAUAGGGCGUAUGAUCGAAGAACCCAAAGUAGCUCCCAUUUUGUUGCCUAUGUGGGUAGAUGGAAUGUCAAAUGUUUGGCCGACCAGUCGACCUUAUUAUCCUAAGUAUGGUAAUGUAAGUCUUAUUACUGAUUGACGUUUUAAAUGUGUUUUUGAUAUUAUUUUUAACUAAGCUAGCUAAUUUUUGCGUAAUGAUCUUCUGUUACUACUUAUAAAAGACGCUGUUUUCAGAAGGUAACUGUUACUGUUGGAGAACCGAUUGACACAACAACAAUAAGAGAAGAACAUAAACAUAAGGAUGAACUUUUUCGGCGGAAGGCGAUUGCCGAUUAUGUACAAGAUAAGCUUUUCUCGUUAGGUGGUGUUACUCCGCACCCACGACCAAUUGCACGAUCAGAUGAUGAACCUAUGUCUGCAACGUAG